Bubalus bubalis (water buffalo) is the source of this 4553-nucleotide messenger RNA. RefSeq names its product melanotransferrin (gene MELTF). Lineage: Eukaryota; Metazoa; Chordata; Mammalia; Artiodactyla; Bovidae. The transcript is spliced from 16 exons. Gene Ontology annotation, cellular component: extracellular region; early endosome; plasma membrane. The coding region runs from base 209 to 2449 and encodes 746 amino acids. The record is from RefSeq and is a predicted model, not a curated record. Gene Ontology annotation, biological process: iron ion transport.
GGCCACCCAGGUCAGCCCAGGUGUCCAGUCGAGGGUGGGCGGGUGCACGCUAGAGGCGUGGACGCCACCAAAGCACGCCCCGGCCGCUCUUAAGGAGCUGAAGGCCAGUGCCAGAGAGGAAGGAGGAAGAAAGCCCCGCUGCUGCUGACCCUCUGGGACCUAGAAGUAGACAAAAUCCGCGCCCAGCCCGGCCCCAGCUAGCUGCGCCAUGCGGGGUUCCAGCGUGGCUCUGUGGCUCUUGCUGACUCUGCGGCUCUUCCUGACUCUGCGCACUGUGCUUGGCGGGAUGGAGGUGCGGUGGUGCACCAUCUCAGACCCAGAGCAGCAGAAGUGCAGUGACAUGAGCAAGGCCUUCCAGCAAGCAGGCAUCCAGCCCUCUGUCCUGUGUGUCCAGGGCACCUCCGCUGACCACUGUGUCCAGCUCAUCACGCAGGCCCAGGAGGCUGAUGCCAUCACUCUGGAUGGAGGAGCCAUUUACCAGGCGGGGAAGGAGCACGGCCUGAAGCCUGUGGUGGGCGAGGUUUACGAUCAAGAGAUUGGUACCUCCUAUUAUGCCGUAGCUGUGGUCAAGAGGGGCUCCCAGGUGACCAUCAACACCCUGAAAGGCAUGAAGUCCUGCCACACGGGCAUCAACCGGACGGUGGGCUGGAACGUGCCCGUGGGCUACCUGGUAGAGAGCGGCCGCCUCUCGGUGAUGGGCUGUGAUGUGCUCAGAGCUGUCAGUGACUAUUUUGGGGGCAGCUGUGUCCCGGGGGCAGGAGAGACCAGUUACUCAGAGUCCCUCUGUCGCCUCUGCCGGGGCGACUCCACUGGGGAAGGAGUGUGUGACAAGAGCCCCCUGGAGAGAUACUACGACUACAGCGGGGCCUUCCGGUGCCUGGCAGAAGGGGCCGGGGACGUGGCCUUUGUGAAGCACAGCACAGUGCUGGAGAACACAGAUGGGAAAACCCUGCCCUCCUGGGGCCAGGCCUUGCUGUCACAGGACUUUGAGCUGCUGUGCCAGGACGGCACCAGGGCUGAUGUCACCGAAUGGAGGCAAUGCCACUUGGCUCGGGUACCAGCUCACGCCGUGGUGGUCCGGGCUGACACAGAUGGAGGCCUCAUCUUCCGGCUGCUCAACGAAGGCCAGCGUCUGUUCAGCCAUGAGGGUAGCAGCUUCCACAUGUUCAGCUCUGAGGCCUAUGGCCAGAAGAACCUGCUAUUCAAAGACGCCACCUCCGAGCUGGUGCCCAUCGCCACGCAGACCUAUGAGGCAUGGCUGGGCCGCGAAUACCUGCAUGCCAUGAAGGGUCUCCUCUGUGACCCCAACCGACUGCCCCAUUACCUGCGCUGGUGUGUGCUGUCCACACCCGAGAUCCAGAAGUGUGGAGACAUGGCUGUGGCCUUCAGCCGGCAGAGGCUCAAGCCAGAGAUCCAGUGUGUGUCAGCCGAGUCCCCCCAGCAGUGCAUGGAACGAAUCCAGGCUGGGCAGAUUGACGCUGUGACCCUAAAGGGCGAGGACAUUUACACAGCAGGGAAGACAUAUGGGCUGGUCCCAGCAGCCGGGGAGCACUAUACCCGGGAGGACAGUAGUAACUCGUACUUCGUGGUGGCCGUGGUGAAGCGGAACAGUUCCUAUGCCUUCACCCUGGAUGAGCUGCGGGGCAAGCGCUCCUGCCACCCGGGCUUCGGCAGCCCCGCGGGCUGGGACAUCCCUGUGGGCGCCCUCGUGCAGAGGGGCUUCAUCCGGCCCAGGGACUGCGACGUCCUCACAGCGGUGAGUGAGUUCUUCAGUGCCAGCUGUGUGCCUGUGAACAACCCCAAAAACUACCCCUCCUCACUGUGUGCACUCUGCGUGGGGGAUGAGCAAGGCCGCAACAAGUGUGUGGGCAGCAGCCAGGAGAGGUACUACGGCCACAGUGGCGCCUUCAGGUGCCUGGUUGAGAAUGCAGGGGACGUUGCCUUUGUCAAGCACACGACGGUCUUUGACAAUACAAAUGGCCACAGUUCUGAGCCCUGGGCUGCUGAGCUCAUGUCAGAGGACUAUGAGCUGCUGUGUCCCAAUGGGGCCCGGGCUGAGGUGACCCAGUUUGCAGCCUGUAACCUGGCACAGAUACCAUCCCAUGCUGUCAUGGUCCGUCCAGACACCAACAUCUUCACUGUGUAUGGACUGCUGGACAAGGCCCAGGACCUCUUUGGAGAUGACCACAAUAAGAAUGGGUUCAAAAUGUUCGACUCCUCCAGCUAUCAUGGCCAAGACCUGCUUUUCAAGGAUGCCACCGUCCGGGUGGUACCUGUGGGAGAAAAGACGACAUAUCGUAGCUGGCUGGGCCCCGACUACGUGGUGGCUCUGGAAGGGAUGCUGUCUCAGCAGUGCUCAGGCACAGCGACCGCGGCCUCCAGGGUCUCCCUACUCCUGCUGCUGCUCCCGCUGACCCUCACGGCCAGCCUCCUCCAGCCCUGCCUCUGAAGCAUCUCUGGGCCAGCCUUGCCCUCCUUUGGAAUGGAAACCUAUUCAGAAAUCUCUCUAAAUCAGGCUGUUCUCCUCAGUAAAUCCGGUUAACACUGCUCAGAGAAAAAAAUGUGUGAUGGGAAAGGAAGCGUGAAAAACCAUAGAGCUCCUCAGGGCUGCAAUUCCGACACUGAAGUUUCUGUGAUUGCUUCAAAGUGGAAUAAAGAUGAACGUUAAAACAAAGUGCCCCCAACUGGACUGAGCGGGUCCCUCCCGCUGGAACCCAGCCUCUGCCUCCCAGGCACCACCUGUCCCUCCGCUACCUGAGGUGGCACGCUGGCCCGCCUCCAGUCACGCCCCACCCACAGGCUGGCACAGCCGCUUCCCUGCAGGUCUGCAGGCUCCCACCACGCAGAUCCUCACCAGCCUCGGGUUUGGAAAAGACCGGUUGCCAAGGAAACGGGCUGAACCUGAGCUUCCCACAUGGCCCUCUCUGCUGGAACUCGCCCUGCUGAGCCGCCCAGGGGGGCCUGGUGAGAUGACAGGCCUGCCGGCCCCUCGCUGCCGGUUCCCACCUCCUCCUCUGGGGAAUGGACACCGCACCCAGCACCUCCCAUCAGCCCCCGCUCCGUCUGUCCCUGGACUCCCUGUUCCAGCCCCCCUCGUGAGGAUACUGUGUGUCUGUCUGUCUCCACUGAGGCAGUACCUGAUGAGGCUGGAGCCAGGCUCUCCAAGGAGGCAAAGCUUCUGGGCACUCACAGCCCUUUGUCCUUGUCUUCUGCGGCUUGGCAUGGCCAGGACCACCGGACCCCUAAUUGUGCUGGGCUGGGGAGGCCAGGGCUGGACCCUAGGGAUGAAGUCCUCAAGAGUCCUGGGGCAACGGAAAUGCUUCUCAGAAUUUUUACUAGGUAGGGGGCUUGAUGCAGGGUUGGAGGUCUAAAAUCUUGCCUAAAUACCUGUCUGUGUAAGAAGGGCAGGCCUCAGAACAAGGUGUGAUCUGUGUGCCCUGCCCUUUUGUGGUUCAGCUGCACCAGGCUCUGUCCUGAGGCUCAGCCCCGCCAGCAGGAAUCCCCACUCCUGAGUUUCCUCCUCUUAGGCUCCAUCACAGUUUACCCUCUCCUGCUCUGCUGUGAUGUCCACUGCUCUGGAGCUGCUCCUGUACCUCUGGCAGCAGUGGUUUCCUCUAAAUUAAAGGGUUCAGCCUUCGGGGCUACCCAGUGAUCUCCAGGUGCUCAAGUGUGUGGGGGGUUGCCUCUGAAGAGCUGGGGAUGGGGAGAUGCCAUUCUGUUUGUCAGAGGAGCCUCAGGCCAGCGAGGGGCUGAGGGGAGUCCCAGCUCCUCUGGUGUGAGCACAGGGUCUCUUCGUCCCAGAUGUCCUCUGACUGGGCCCGAGGGCCACUCAUUUCAGAGGAAGGCUCCAUCCUCCCCAUCCCCUUCGAAUCAGUGGAAAGUGCUAGGAGAGGGUCUCCAUUAUCGUCAUGGUUGUUUGGAAAGCAGGAAAAAGUUCCCCGAACUGCCAGCUCUUACUCUGAAAUCUGCUCCCUUUAAAAAAGUGAAAAAAAGAAACGAGAGCAAGCCACCUUCGUCAGCAGGCUGGGAGCCGCGUGGGCCUGGAGCUAUUUGCAUCUUCGUCUGCGGGGGCCUCGGGGAUGCUGAUGACAGGCUGGGCUCCCAGUGCUUCGCCCCCACCUGUGGGCGUUGGGAUGGAUCCCUUCCAUCCUCAGCGGAGAAGGAGGCCACUGGCCGUGUCCUGGCCACGGUCACACCAUCCUGAGGAGUCCUGGCCCCCACCCCACGGUGAGAGGCCAGAAGGAGCCGGCCUCAGCUACCAAGCAUGUACCCUCUUCUCUGAAGGAGCAAAAUAAUUCUUCUCUGACUUGAUUGUUUGAUUUCUUUUUCUUUUUUUUUCAAAGGGAGAUUUGUGUAGUGAGGAGUGUAUUACCAUGUGGCCAUCCUGGGCCAGUGUGCUGCCCAGGCUGUGACACUGUACUUGGAGUCCCUCAAGGGUGUGACCUGCCUGAGUGCUGGGUGGCUUCUGUCAGGUGACAGCAAGGAGCCACCUCUGUGUUAGCACUCAUGAAAGAUGUUGGUUUGUUCUUUUAAAUAAAGCCAAACAACCUGCA